Messenger RNA from Carassius gibelio (silver crucian carp), 845 nucleotides. RefSeq names its product transmembrane protein 109. The coding region runs from base 172 to 576 and encodes 134 amino acids. Gene Ontology annotation, biological process: intrinsic apoptotic signaling pathway in response to DNA damage by p53 class mediator; cellular response to gamma radiation. NCBI's taxonomy places the organism in Eukaryota, Metazoa, Chordata, Actinopteri, Cypriniformes, Cyprinidae. The transcript has 2 exons. The record is from RefSeq and is a predicted model, not a curated record.
GCCAGUGAUCUAUGAGUUGAGUUCAGAUAAAGACCGCCCUCUGGAAGAAAAGGAAUGUGCACUACAUAAACAAGUUCUGAAAUCAAAUCACUUUUCUCUUCCUUGAUUUUUUUCUUUAGUUUGUCGAAAUGUUGCUGCAGUUUGUUGCUGAAGGAGCUGCCAGUGGACUGAAUGUCAUUGCUGUGUAUUUAUCUGAGAUUCUCAGAGCAACUGGAGUCAACGAUAUCAGUGCCUCAUUUCACCGCAGAGGGCGUGUCUGCUGUGACCAAGUGGGCCUUGCUGGCUCUGAUUGGAUACUGGCUCCUGUCCUUGUUGCUUCGAGUCACCGUGGGGCUUGUGCGGCAAGUGUUUUGGCUGAUUAAGGCAGUCGUGGUGCUGUGGCUGUUUGUGCGGAUCGUCUCUGACCCCGCCGCCUCCACUGAACACACUACAGCGAGACUGACUCUACUAGUGCUCAUCUGUGCAGUGUUUGGAGUCGCUACGAGCAGCUGCGGUGGGACAGCAGGCAGUCUUGAAACCCGAAUCAGAAGACUGGAGGGACAAGUCAAAGGCCUGGAACAGAAGAAAACACAGUAAGGAGCAGCAAAAAACAAGCAUGCGGACUCAUGAUAACUGGGAGAUGACAUCUGAAGUGUUUUAUCAACUCACAACAGCCUUAGGAGUAUUUAUAUCUGAUCUUGCCAGUUCUUUCUUGUUUUGAAUAUGUUUCAUAAUUCAUAAGGCCACGGAGACUACUCCCUUAUUGUUUUAACUAAAAUGUAAAGCAAGAAGAAAAAGCGUCAUCCUAGAGCUCCUAGAGAAUUUAAAGUGCUACCAUUAAAGUUUUCCUUGAUUGUUUCAUGUAA